Molecule: messenger RNA, 1984 nt
Organism: Syzygium oleosum
Lineage: Eukaryota; Viridiplantae; Streptophyta; Magnoliopsida; Myrtales; Myrtaceae
Exons: 4
Coding region: 110-1762 (550 amino acids)
Biological process (GO): ribosomal small subunit biogenesis; ribosomal small subunit export from nucleus
Cellular component (GO): cytosol; preribosome, small subunit precursor; nucleus
Source: RefSeq, a predicted model, not a curated record
UCGGGACGUUUGUCAUCCACAUUCCACUAGGGUUUAGCGGCGAACGCGAGUUUUUGUUACUGCCGCGACCUCUCUACUGCCCACCCGUUCGACGAAUUGCCUGAAAACAAUGGGGCGCAAGGCGAAGAAAUUCAUCGACAAGAAGAAGUCGGCGACCUUCCAGUUGUUGUCCCGCGACUCCGCCGACCCCGGCUUCGACGACGCUCCCGGCGGCGACCGCAUCUUCGUCCGCGUCGACAACAACCCUUACUCGGCCGGUACCUUGGAGGACGCCGACAACGACGGCGAUGGCGGUGACGAUCCGAUGUCGAUGUACGCGGACGCGCCCGGCGACUGCGACGGCGGCGGCAGCGAUGACGGCGCGACGGGAGGUGUGGUGGGGACUCGGGGUGUUGGAGGUGGAGGUGGAGAUGUUGCGUCGGCGUCGCGGCUGCCGGAGCAUGUCAGGAGGGAGAUUCUGGAGCUUGGGUUCCCUGACGAUGGUUAUAAUUACUUGUCGCAUUUGAGGGAGAUUAGGAAUGCGGGCGGUGGUUCCGCUUUUUAUCAGAAUUCUAAGGCGAGGCUUGAUCUGGUUCCGAAAGAUGUCAAGGCUUAUGAUGCUUCACGGGUACAAGUUCCUAAAGCAGAAGGUGAUCCUAAUGAUAAAUCGAUUUAUAGUGUUGCAGCCAAUAGUGUUAAUGUGAGAGUACAGAAAGCCAUGGAUCCUGAAGUUGCUGCAUUACUUGAUGAUAGUGACCUCUCACGGUUUGGGUCUGAUGUCGAGGACUUGGAAGAAGAUUUUGUUGUUCAGGCAAACCAUCCUGAAGGCGAGGACAGUAUUGCGGACGAAAAUUCGCAAUAUUCCGGGAUGCCUGAAGUGAUGGGGAGAGUCGUUAAUGGAUCAGGUACUUCUGCUGGUCAAGAGAGACAAAUUGACAAUGGCUUUCCUCAUGAAAUAAGAAGUCGGUUUGUGGAACGAAAUGGCGACUUUGACGACGAGAAGCCACGAGAACAUCGUGAGCUGGAUGAGCUAUUUGAUCUUCUUGAACGUCAAGAGUACGGAUCUGAGGAAGACGAGGAUGAUGGUUAUGGUGGUUGUAUGGCCGAAGAAGAUGAAUCUCUUGCUCUGAAACUCAAACAGGCCUUUGAUGACAAAGUUAUGGAUGAUCUGGAAAUUGAUGACAAGUAUAGAGUUCCAGCUGAUUUAUUAAAGGAUAAUGAAGUGAAAAGCAAACAGCUACAGGAUUCUGCUGCUGAUUUGAUCCGUCGUUGUGUGGAAUAUGCAGACAAGUAUGAAAAUGAGAAUGAUGACAAAGAAGUAGUUAUUGUGGAAGAAAGUAGUGAUGAAUCUGAGGUGUGGGACUGUGAAACUAUUGUCUCUACAUAUUCGAAUCUUGAUAAUCACCCAGGCAAAAUUGAAGCACCUGAGGUAGCCAGAAAGAAGAAAUUGGCCAGUACAAUUUCUGUUGCUUUAGGUGCGGCCAAUCCGUUAAUACCCCUCAGAGGAAAAGAAAAACUCCCUGUUGACUAUAUGCCUCGGAGCAUGAAAUCAUCGGUGGAAAAGGUCAAGGGUGGCAGUGUCUCGAGGAAUGAGCAGCCCAUGAGGAAACAGCCUGGUCAAGAGUCAAAGGAAGAGAAGAAAGAGCGCAAGGCUGCCGUGAAGGAGGAAAGACGGGAAGCACGUCGCGUGAAGAAGGAAAUGAAGGGAAUUUACAGGUGUGAAGCGCAGCGGGCGCAAAAAGCGGCUGCCAUCACCGGCCCGUCUUCCAUCCCUCUCAUGUAGUUUAAGUUGAAGUGUUUCACCUACCGGACGGGAUUGAGUCCAACGGGAUGAAGAGUCGAAGCUUGCAUACCCUCUUGUCUCCAAUUGGAUAGUGUGGCAACUGGACAUGAAAGCUGUAACGCUAGGAUUUUUAAGUUUUACUUAUUCACACAUGUGAACGCUGUCGUGUGGGGUGUGUGCAUCCUGAACGUGGAUGAGAUUUGAUGACACUAAGGAAAAUUA